UUAAUAUUUUAUUUUUCUUUAAUAAAUACUUCAUUCUUUAUAUGUUUAUACAUUAAUUAUUUUAUUUAAAGCAUUACUGCAAUUUAUACUUCAAAAAAGUUACUAGUCAAUAUUUUUAAUAAAAUAGUAACUCUUAUUUUACUGCAAACUUACCGCAUAAGUCUACAGUUUUUACCACAUUAAUUUUACUGCAAAUUACAUCGAUUUGUAAUACAUACUGUAAAUCAACUCUAAUACUACAUGUCACCAAUAAGAGCAUCAAGCAUGAGUUUUAGCAUCAGAGAUAGUAAAUCAUAGUGUAUUGAUAGCCAAAAGUGAAAGCCUACGAGAAAUAAUAAAAGUCUAUAAGUAUAACUUGCUAUAUAAUAUAGCCACUCAAACAUAUAUUUAAAUACCUACUUAAUUUUUAUUCUAUUUUUAUUAUUGUGAAUGCCAUUGUGUUUAAUGGCAAGAUGCAUACCAUAUACAGUGUGUUCUCUUGAAAGAAACUAGCUAAAAAACUUCAAUGUAUAUAAAUUGUUUAUUUAAAUAUAGCAGUCGAUGGUUUAAGGGUUAUUUAUACGUAUAAAAUGAAUUGAUUCAACGUUUACUUGUAUCUGCACUAACAUGUUCUUUUUUUUUUGUCAAGGGCACUAACAUGUUCAUGCUUUGAUAUAAAAGAGGUAUAUAUAUUCUGGUAAAUAUUUAUGCCUAUAAAAUGAAUUGAUGACAAAUCAAUUCAUUAUAUAUGUCACAAAACUCAUUUAACCAUUCUUUCGUAUAAUUGCUAAAAGUUUUUUUUUUUAAAUGGCAUUAUACACGCUUGUGAUUAGUCAACUCGACUACUAACCUGGGGGAGUACUAAGUGAGUGUAACGUGAUCCCACAUAACUAACAUGAAUUACAUUUAAAACAAUAUUUCAAGUAUUAAUCUCUCAGAUUAAAACAGCAGUAGUAAUCAAUCUCCAUAGUUUUACUCACUAUUUAUACCCCGCCCCCUCUUUAGGAGCUCUCAACAUUCGCUUUCGAUCAAGCAGAAUAAAUAGAGACAAUGGCUGUCAAUUACGAGGACCAAACCAUAUUGUUCGACUUCGUAGUCAAACAAGGUAACGGCGUGAAGGGACUCAUAGACUCUGGCAUGUCUUGUGUUCCACAGCCUUUUGUCCAACCACCCUCUGAGCGAAUUGCGACCCUAAACGGCCAAACAUGUGAAGCUGCACAGCCAAUCGAUCUUUCCCAGCUAGACGGUCCACACCACAAGGAGGUGGCCAAACAAAUUGUUGAAGCUGCCGAGACGCUUGGCUUCUUCCAGGUGGUGAACCAUGGUGUUUCAAUAGAGCUUCUUGAAUUGCUUAAAACGUCGGCUCAUGAGUUUUUCGCACAACCUCCUGAGAAAAAAGCGAUUUACCUAAAAGAAGUGAGUCCAAGCAAGUUAGUCAAGUACGGAACGAGCUUCGUGCCAGAGAAGGAGAAGGCCAUUGAGUGGAAGGAUUAUGUGAGCAUGCUUUACACCAAUGACCAUGAGGCUCUUCAACACUGGCCUCAACCAUGCAGAGAGGUGGCACUUGCUUUUUUGAAAUCAUCCAUGCAAAUGGUGAAAAGAGUAGUUGAAGUAUUGAUGGAGGAUGUAGGAGUGAGACUAGAAGAAGAGAGAAUGAACAGUUUGAUGGGGACCAAGAUGGUCAACAUGAACUACUACCCAACCUGUCCCAGCCCUGAGCUCACCAUAGGCGUCGGUCGUCACUCCGACAUGGGUAUGUUGACCGUUUUAUUACAAGACGGGAUUGGUGGUCUCUACGUUAGACUAGACAACGGUGACUGGGCCGAGAUCCCUCCUCUCAAUGGAGCCUUAGUCAUCAAUGUUGGCGAUACUUUGCAGAUUCUAAGCAAUGGGAAAUACAAAAGUGCGGAGCAUCGGGUUCGAACCACAAACAUCGGAUCGAGAGUCUCUGUGCCCAUUUUCACGGCACCUAAUCCCUCGGAGAAGAUCGGUCCGUUGCCGCAAGUGGUGAAGCGUGACGGGGUGGCUCGUUACAAAGAGUUGUUGUUUCAAGACUACAUGAACAACUUCUUCAGCCAGCCACACGACGGCAAGAAAUCUCUCGACUUUGCUCGUGCCGAUUGAUACUAUUAUCACUUUUACCAGUUUCUAUGUGCCAAAUUAACCAUAAUGUGUGACGUCGUUGUUUCCUUUUGUUAUCUCACAAUUAAUAAAUACUGCGUUCUUCGUGUGCACUCUAUAAAACGUGAU
Messenger RNA from Brassica napus (rape), 2229 nucleotides. Its product is annotated as scopoletin 8-hydroxylase. Bases 1030 to 2103 code for a protein of 357 amino acids. The record is from RefSeq and is a predicted model, not a curated record. The transcript has 4 exons. Lineage: Eukaryota; Viridiplantae; Streptophyta; Magnoliopsida; Brassicales; Brassicaceae.